Molecule: messenger RNA, 966 nt
Organism: Ascoidea rubescens DSM 1968
Lineage: Eukaryota; Fungi; Ascomycota; Saccharomycetes; Ascoideales; Ascoideaceae
Gene: RSC9
Product: Rsc9p
Exons: 1
Biological process (GO): regulation of DNA-templated transcription
Molecular function (GO): DNA binding
Source: RefSeq, a predicted model, not a curated record
CUAGAAAACUCUCUAAAUUCAGCUCUAAUCCUCAGAAAUAUAUCUCAAGACAUUGAAUCGGCACAAAUUUUAUCCAAAAACACCUCUCUAAUCAACGGUUGCUUGAAUCUAUUGAACAACAAAAUCCUAUUAAAUAGCCUAUCCAUCAACAACGUCUUCAACUCGAUCUUCGAACUAUUCGUCUAUACCCUCGACAUCAUAGAAUCAAUCUCUUCUUUUCUCUGUCCUGCUCCUCAUAAUGACCCUCUUUUCCUAAAACUACUAAGCUUACUUUCCUCAACCAACGACACCUACUUUAUCAUAAUAAUUCUAAGAUCUCUUUCAAGGUUAAUGGUUAGAUCAAACAACUCAAAACUAUUUGCCGCCGAUAACAUUACCUCUGCAAUUCUAGAUCAAAUCAUAUCUUAUCUUCUAAUCAACACAGACCACAACUUGAUUUUAACAUGUCUAGACUUCUUGUACCAAUACAUUUUGCCUGGCGGAAUAAGAAUCAACAACCUCCUAAAAUCAAAUUUUAGAUUCGUCACCUUAUCCAAAAUCUUACCAAUGCUAUUGAACUAUUACCCAAAAAACAAUAAAAUCUUUACCAACACCUUCAACUCUCUAAAACCUUUUCAAUCAACCUCUUUAAAAUUAGUGCAAAGAGUCAAUGAAUCUGUCCCCGAAGUCGCUCAAGAAUUACCUCUAGACUUGAGUGCUAAAAUCAAUCAACUAAAUGAACCAGAAAGAGCUUCUCAAUGGUUAAAAUGCUGCUUUUCAGCCAAUCCUGAUGGCGAAGUCACCCAAAUCUCCCUUUGGAAAUCUUACGAAAAGGAAUUUUUCCCAGUCUUUCAAGAAACUUCAAAAAAAUUACUACAAGCUGUAGAUUUCAUUAAGAAUGUAGCAAAUGCUUUUCCAAACAGUGCUGCAAUGGUCAUCCCCACAGAAAAAUCAAAAAGAUUCAUCAUCAAAGGCAUCCAACCAAGA